This is a messenger RNA of Perkinsus marinus ATCC 50983, 150 nucleotides long. RefSeq lists its product as hypothetical. The annotation marks the transcript as partial. The record is from RefSeq and is a predicted model, not a curated record. The transcript has a single exon. Lineage: Eukaryota; Perkinsozoa; Perkinsida; Perkinsidae.
GUUUGAUAACAUAGAGCGAGUCUUCUUAUGGAUGGUCAACGUCGAUUGGUGCAUUCUGUACUACGUUUCCCGUAACAAAAAUGAGUACUUCAAAACCGUAGCAUGCUGGACUGACAUCCUCACGAUGCCAGCCUUGAGCCUACUAGUCUG